Panonychus citri (citrus red mite) is the source of this 1045-nucleotide messenger RNA. Its product is annotated as adult-specific rigid cuticular protein 15.7-like. The transcript is spliced from 3 exons. Gene Ontology annotation, molecular function: structural constituent of chitin-based larval cuticle. The record is from RefSeq and is a predicted model, not a curated record. Lineage: Eukaryota; Metazoa; Arthropoda; Arachnida; Trombidiformes; Tetranychidae. Gene Ontology annotation, cellular component: chitin-based extracellular matrix. Bases 151 to 702 code for a protein of 183 amino acids.
GACCAAGUUAAUCCACUGCCCAGAAACAUUUGGGUAUAAAGAUCAGAGUCAGUUGAUUAAAACAUUUCACUUUGAAACAUUAACUUAGUUUUGUAACAUUCGAGAAGUUUUAAUUUACCUGUUCGGUGUUUAAUCCUAAACCAUUUCAACAUGAAGGUCAUCAUUAUUCUUGCUUUAGUUGCUGUCGCUUCGGCUGCCGUCAUUACCCCCGCUGGUAUUGCUUCAACUGGUUCUUCAUCAGUCUCAAGAUCUGAAGAUGGUACAGGUAAUUAUCAAUUCGCUUACACUGAACAAGGACUUUCCGGUGGUUCUCAACGAAGUGAACAAGGUGAUGCUUUCGGUCGUAAAACUGGUUCAUAUGCUUUAAGUGAUGCCGAUGGUCGUCAACGAAUUGUCUCAUAUGUUGCCGAUGAAACUGGUUUCCGUGCUUCCAUCCAAACAAACGAACCAGGAACCGCUCCAUUGGCUGGCGCUGAUACCGCAAUCUCUGCACCAGACACCGUUGGAAUCGCCGCUGCAACCAACCAACGAACCAGUGAACAAUUGACCGCACUCGCAAACGCUCCACCUCCACCACCAGAAACCCCAGUCGCUGCUCCAAUCGCUUUCGCCCCACAACCAGCCCGAGUCAUCGCCGCACCAAAUGUCUUCUCAGCUCCAGCUCGAGCUUUCUCUCCAUUCGGUAACUUCCAACUCCAAUAAGUGAUUUCUACCCAACCAACGAGUCUAAAUUCAUAUUUGGUAGAACCAAUAACGAACUUUAUUCUCAUUUCGAAAACUUUUUUUGUUCCUUUUUCACAAACUCACACUGUCUAAAUUUCCAAUCGUUUCUCAAUUGAAAUUCUCAAAACUAAUCAUCAUUGAAAAUCCAAAAACUCUGAUGAUUUACCGAUCGAACCAUCAACGACAUCAACCUUUUUGUUAAGAGGAAAAACUUUUUUGUUACUAACUUACAGAUAAUCAUGAUGAUCAUGAUUCUGAUUAGUUCAUGAAAAUUGUUCUUUCAAUUUUGUCAAAACCAAUAAAAGCUAUUUAAAUCUCUUAA